Messenger RNA from Penicillium odoratum, 1641 nucleotides. Its product is annotated as General alpha-glucoside permease. Lineage: Eukaryota; Fungi; Ascomycota; Eurotiomycetes; Eurotiales; Aspergillaceae. Gene Ontology annotation, molecular function: carbohydrate:proton symporter activity. Gene Ontology annotation, biological process: transmembrane transport; carbohydrate transport. Gene Ontology annotation, cellular component: membrane. Bases 1 to 1641 code for a protein of 546 amino acids. The record is from RefSeq and is a predicted model, not a curated record. The transcript is spliced from 2 exons.
AUGUCAACAAUCUCCCCAGAAAAAGAUGCAGAGAACACUCCUCCGCUCCAGGUUAGCCUGACUGCCGAGGCCAAUCGGGCCACCGAGACAGAACACAAGAUGGGCCUUUGGCAGGGUAUCCGUACAUACCCACAUGCUGUUGGUUGGUCGGUUCUGUUUUCAUCAGCACUGAUCAUGGAAGGAUAUGACAAUGCGCUCGUUGCAAGCCUAUUUGCGUACGGGCCGUUUCAGCAGAAAUUUGGCGAUAAGUUGGCUGAUGGGACGUACCAAGUGACUGCUGCGUGGCAGUCGGGUCUUACCAAUGGAGCCCUGGUCGGCGAGCUUAUAGGUCUGCUUGUUAAUGGCAUUAUUGCCGAGCGCUUCGGUUACAAGAAGAGUAUUAUUGGGUCAUUGAUUGCGUGUGUGGCUUUUGUGUUUAUUAUUUUCUUUGCGAAAACUUUGCCUGUUCUUCUUGUUGGGGAGAUUCUGAUUGGUAUCCCUUGGGGUCUCUUUCAAACUAUUACUACGACAUAUGCGUCUGAGGUUUGUCCGGUGGUUCUGCGGCCGUACCUGACGACUUAUGUUAAUCUGUGCUGGGUGAUUGGACAAAUCAUUGCCUCGGGUGUUCUCAAAGCAAUGGAGAGCCGCACCGAUCCCUGGGGCUACAAGAUACCUUUCGCGCUACAAUGGAUGUGGCCCGUCCCAAUUAUGAUCGGUGUAGCCUUCGCUCCCGAGUCUCCAUGGUGGCUAGUCCGCAGGGGACGCAUCGACGAAGCCCGCCACGCCCUGGAACGCCUAACAGUACCUGGACAAGAUCCGGACUUCAACGUCGACGAGACCAUCGCCAUGAUACGCAGCACAAAUGAACUUGAGAAGGAGAUUUCUGCGGGAACUUCCUACCUCGACUGUUUCAAAGGCAUCGAUCUUCGACGCACAGAGGCUGUGUGUCUAACCUGGAUGGCACAACAGGUAUCCGGGUCCGCUUUCAUGGGGUACUCGACUUAUUUCUACGAACAGGCCGGUCUGGCCACCAGCAACGCGUUCACACUGAGCAUGGUACAGUAUAUCAUCGGUGCUAUUGGCACAAUUCUAUCCUGGGUACUGAUGAGCAAAUUUGGACGCCGUACACUCUACGCAUAUGGACUUGGAGCACAGAUGACGGUGUGUUUCAUCAUCGGAUGUCUGGGCAUCAUUCACAAGGGAAAUGUGGCAGCACAGUGGGCGAUCGGCAGCCUCUUACUCGUUUACACAUUCUGUUACGAUGCGAGCGUUGGACCCGUUUGUUAUUCGCUUGUUUCCGAGCUGAGCUCUACGCGCUUGAGAGCGAAGUCGAUCGUUCUGGCGCGCAUCUCCUAUAAUGUUAGCGGGGUCAUUGUCAAUAUUAUUACCCCGCGUAUGCUCAAUCCUUCGGCUUGGGACUGGGGUGCGAAGUCAGGGUUCUUCUGGGCGGGUACUUCUUUGCUUUGUCUUGUGUGGGUAUUUUUCCGUCUGCCAGAGCCGAAGGGUCGCACAUAUGCUGAGUUGGAUCUGCUAUUUGAGCGUGGUGUUUCGGCACGGAAUUUCAGUUCGGCAUAUGUGGAUCCGUUUUCUGUGCAUGAGAAGGAACAUGGGGAAGAAAAGAGGAUUAACCAGGCUUCUGUGGAGAUAGUGGAGCACCUUUAG